AUGCACCGCCAUCAUCACCCUUCUCUUAUUCACAAAGAAUUCAAAGUUUUCUCCUUUUACUUGUUAGCACCCAAACGCCACCUUAAAAUCUCUUCUUGCAUCGAAUCCCAAACUUCAAAUCCGGCAAAUUCUCCUUCAAGUCCAUCAUCCUAUUCACCGAACCAACCCGACUUGAUUCCAAGAAAGCCCAAGUUCUUGAACAAAUUUAAGCGGAAUGAAACAUCUGAAUUUUCUUCGAUUGUUUCGUGUAACAAGAGAAUUUCCAGUUAUAUUCGAUCCAUGGAUUUGGAUUCCGCUCUUAGAGUCUUUGAGAGCAUGGCUGUUAGGACUACAGUCACAUGGAAUUCAAUUUUAGCCGGGUUCUCAAGAAAACCAGGGAAGUUUCAGGAGGCUUGUGAGAUGUUUGAUAAAAUUCCUGAACCGGAUGUUGUGUCGUAUAACAUAAUGUUAGUUUGUUAUUUGAACAAUGCUGGUAUUGGAGCGGCGAGAAGUUUCUUUGAAAAGAUGCCAGUAAAAGAUGUUGCUUCCUGGAAUACCAUGAUCUCAGGUUUUUCCCAGAAUGGGAUGAUGAAUGAAGCCAAUGAACUGUUUAUGACAAUGCCUGUUAGAAAUGAGGUGACUUGGAAUGCUAUGAUAUCAGGAUAUGUUGAGUCAGGCGAACUGGAACCGGCACUGGAAAUAUUUAACAAAACACCCGAAAAGGGUGUGAUUGCCAGGACUGCAAUCAUUACAGGGUAUAUGAGGUGUGGCAACAUUGAGUUAGCAGAGAAGAUGUUUCAAGAGAUGCCAGAGAAGAAUUUGGUUACUUGGAAUGCUGUUAUUGCUGGUUAUGUUGAGAAUGGUAGAGGGGAAGAUGGUCUGAAGUUGUUUAGGAAAAUGGUGGAGUUGGGGAUUAAGGCAAACCCAUCGACCUUGAGUAGUGUCUUAUUAGGUUGUAGUAACUUAUCUGCAUUUAGGUUUGGAAUGCAAGUUCAUCAGCGUGUCUGUAAGCUCCCAAUAUGUUUGGAUAUGACAGUAGGAACUUCGCUGAUUAGCAUGUACUGCAAGUGUGGAAUCUUGGAGGAUGCGCGGAAGUUGUUUCUUGAUAUGCCAAGAAAGGAUGUUGUGAGUUGGAAUGCAAUGGUUUCAGGGUAUGCUCAGCAUGGGAAGGGAGACAAGGCACUUCGUCUGUUCGAUGAGAUGAGACAUACUGGAACUCAACCAGACUGGAUAAGUUUUGUGGGAGUUUUAUCAGCAUGUAACCAUGCAGGAUUAGUCGACCUUGGGAUUCAUUAUUUUGAGAAAAUGCAAAACGAUUAUGGGAUCAAGCCAAAACCCAAUCAUAUUACUUGUAUGGUUGAUCUUCUUGCCAGAGCUGGCAGGCUAGAUGAAGCUGUUGAUUUGAUAUCAAAUACAGACUUCAAACCCCACCCGGCCUUUUUUGGAACCCUGUUAGGUGCUUGUAGGAUCCACAAAAAUGUAGAAGUGGCUGAGUUUGCUGCAAAGAAUUUGCAUGAUCUUGACCCUAGCAAUGCAGCAGGCUAUGUUCAACUAGCUAACGUUUACGCUGCAAAAAACAGAUGGGACAAUGUUUCCAGGGUCAGAAAACUGAUGAAGGAAAACCAAGUUGUCAAGACACCAGGGUAUAGUUGGAUGGAGGUUAAGGGUGUGGUCCAUGAGUUCAGGUCGGGAGACAGGCUUCAUCCAGAGCUAGAAGCCAUACACUCGAAGCUAAAGGAGCUUGAAAAGAAGAUGAAAUCUGCAGGAUAUGUGCCUGAUCUCGAGUCUUCUUUGCACGACGUGGGCGAGGAACAGAAGGAGCAGAUGCUUCUGUGGCAUAGUGAGAAGCUGGCUAUUGCCUUCGGUUUACUGAGAAUUCCCGUGGGGGUACCCAUCAGGAUAUUCAAGAAUCUUAGAGUUUGUGGGGAUUGCCACAAAGCCACAAAGUUCAUAUCAGCAAUUGAAGAUAGGGAGAUCGUUGUCAGGGAUACAACAAGGUUUCACCAUUUCAAGAAUGGAAGUUGUUCAUGCUGUGAUUACUGGUGAAACAUACAGGCUUUUGACUGAUCAUCUCCGAUUUGACCAAUGUUUAGGUUGUAAGCUGUUCCCCCAUUAGGCCAUUAAAGGGAAAAUGCUGACAGCUACACAAGUUAUAAAUUUUGUGGUAUUUUUGUCUAAAAUAUGUUUAUCCCUUAGUUUAUAGAUGAACUCAUAGGAGCAUUUGAUUCA
Ipomoea triloba (trilobed morning glory) is the source of this 2208-nucleotide messenger RNA. Its product is annotated as pentatricopeptide repeat-containing protein At4g16835, mitochondrial. The record is from RefSeq and is a predicted model, not a curated record. Gene Ontology annotation, molecular function: protein binding; RNA binding; zinc ion binding. Gene Ontology annotation, biological process: RNA modification. The coding region runs from base 1 to 2025 and encodes 674 amino acids. NCBI's taxonomy places the organism in Eukaryota, Viridiplantae, Streptophyta, Magnoliopsida, Solanales, Convolvulaceae. The transcript has a single exon.